AUGGUGGAAUACCUCAAAGUCGGCAUGCGUCUCGAUGCGGUGUACAAGGAUGAUGGCAAAUAUCAUCGGGCCACCAUUGCCGGCAUCAACCCAAAGAAGAAGAAAGCUCCUGUCAAGGUGCACUACAUUGCCAAGAAAGCCGAUGCCUGGGUGUCUUUGGACAUGAUCAAGUUCAAGGCCUUGCCGAAGGAGCCCGAAAGCGAGGCCCCCUUCGGUGCCACGAUUCCCAUCAUGGCAAGAAAGUACCUGCUGGUGAAGGCUAAGGUCUAUGCUCGUCUCGACCCAGGCAUUUGCCCCUUCUUUCUUGCGGAGGAAAAGUACCUGGCGGCAAGCAAGGAGUCCACCGAGAAGAUAACAUGGGCAAUUGCGCACGAGGGCGGCUGUGCCCGCUCCUCUCUGCCCGUUUUACCGGACGACAGGGAGUCCGACACCUCCGCAUACCUGGCGGGUGUCGUCAUCCAGGAGAUGGUGUCGCAUCGACCUGCUUCGAGCCUGAUCCUCUGCGGGCCCUCGCGGAUUUGCAAGUUCCUGGAGAAGUGCUUCUCGGUGGGAGGAGCUUAUGAAUACGCUGCGAGGUCCCUUCCUAUCGCCCGUGGCACACCGGACAAGCCUUUCGAGGUGAACAUCGUUCAAGAUGAGUCCGAUCUGCCGCCUGCUUUCGACGCAAAGGAGGACGCGAGACGUGGCCAUCUUGCCUUCGAUGUAGGUGGCAUCAAGACCGCGGCCGGGAAGGAGUGCUCGAAAGACGGGGAGUGCGAGGUCUCCAAGGAGGAGGAUGCUUCUCUCCCGUUCGGUGCCACCAUGCCUCCGUUGGCCAAAAAAUUGUUGGUUGACGCAUACCUUAAGGCAACCAAGGAAUGCACCAAAAAGAUCCAGUGGGCACUUUGUCACGAGAACGGCUGCCUCCGGUACUCUCUACCCGUUUUCCCGGAAGAGAGGGAGUCUGACACGUCGGCCUACCUGGUGGGCGUCCUCAUCGAGGAGAUGAUCUGGCAGCGACGUGCUUCGAGCCUCAUACUCCGUGGGCCCCCAAAGAUCUGCCAGUUCCUUCAGAAGUCGUAUUCGGUCGGAGGCGCUUACGAAUACUUGGUAAAGCCCAUGGCCCAUGCCCGUGGCACACCGGACAAGCCUUUCGAGGUGAAGAUCGUUCAAGAUGAAUCCGACCUGCCACCUGCUUUCGACGCAAAGGCUCCGACGCUCCUGACCUCGCCUCCCAGGCAAAAGGCGCAUAGGAAGAAGCUGCUCGCGAAAGGAUCCUUGCAGAGGAACAGGAGAAGGCACGUGCAGAGGAGGAGCGCCAGCGCAGGGAGGCGAAGCGCUUGA
Symbiodinium sp. CCMP2592 is the source of this 1323-nucleotide messenger RNA. NCBI's taxonomy places the organism in Eukaryota, Dinophyceae, Suessiales, Symbiodiniaceae. The record is from the annotation of a GenBank genome assembly.